CAAGCGGCUCAAAACCCAAGACAAUUGGCGUUGGCACGAUUCAGAGAUUUAGUUCGCCUGAAACCUAAUGGCUCCGAAGUCCAAGCCGGCGCCGUCGCAACCUGCCCCUCCUCCUCCCCUCGAAGAUCUGUUCACGACGCUCAACAGGCACAUCCAGGCUUCUGCAUUCGACAAUGUCGUCAAAUUCACAGAUCAGAUUCUUGCUAUUGCACCCGACGAUGAAGAUGCACUCCGAUGCAAAGUCGUCGCGCUGAUAAAAAAUGACCGUGUCGAGGAUGCGCUCUCUGCCAUUAAGUCUUCACGGAAGCAGCUCGAUGAUUUUCAUUUCUUCAAGGCAUACUGCUUGUACAGACAAAACAAGUUGGAUGAAGCUUUGGAGUCUUUGAAAAGACAAGAGAGAAAUGAUGAAACUAUGCUUUUGGAGUGUCAGAUAUUGUAUCGUCUAGGGAAAAUGGAUGCUUGCAUAGAAAUCUACCAGAAGCUCCAAAAUUCCAAGAUUGAUAACAUGGAAAUAAAUUCUGUUGCGGCGUUAGUUAUGGCUGGCAGGUCAUCCGAAGUUCAAGGAAUGCUGGAUUCACUCCGGGUUAAAGCAACAAGCAGUUUUGAACUGGCAUUCAAUACUGCUUGUUCUUUAAUUGCAAGGAAGAAGUACACAGAUGCAGAACAACUCUUGUUAUCAGGCCGAAGAAUUGGUCAAGAGGUCCUGAUGGAAGAUAACUUGGCUGAUGAUGAGAUAGAACUUGAAUUGUCUCCUAUAGCUGUACAAUUAGCCUAUGUCCAGCAUCUUCUUGGGCGUAAGCAAGAUGCUAUUGAAGCUUAUACAGACACAAUCAAACGAGAUAUGGCUGAUGAAUCAUCAAUUGCAGUGGCAGUGAACAAUCUUAUUUCACUGAAAGGUCCAAAAGAUGUUUCUGAUAGCUUAAGGAAACUUGAUCGACUGAAAGACAAAGAGAGUCAAAGCUUUCGGCUAGCUCCAUCACUGGACCUGAAACUUUCAGCAAAAGAAAAGGAAGCGAUAUAUGCAAAUAGGAUUCUUUUACUUCUUCAUGCUAAUAAGAUCGAGCAGGCACGAGAACUUGUUUCAGCAUUACCAGACAUGUUCCCUGAAAGUGUGAUACCAGUAUUACUGCAAGCUGCCCUCUUGGUUAGAGAGAACAAAGCUGGAAGGGCCGAGGAAAUAUUAGCACAAUUUGCUACUAAGUUCCCUGAGAAUUCCAAAGUUGUUCACUUAGCCCGGGCGCAGGUGGCAGCUGCUGCUGGUCAUCCACAUAUUGCAGCCGAUUCUCUGGCAAAGAUAUCUGAUAUCCAGCAUAUGCCUGCUACUGUUGCCACCCUUGUGUCUUUAAAAGAGCGAGUUGGUGACAUUGAUGGUGCAGCUGCUGUGCUUGAUGCUGCAACUAAAUGGUGGUCUAAUGCUAUGACUGAGGACAAUAAGCUUAAUAUUAUAAUGCAAGAAGCUGCGUCAUUCAAGCUCAGGCAUGGCAAAGAGGAGGAGGCUGCUAAACUCUAUGAGGAACUCGUCAAAAUCCAGGGAAGCGUAGAAGCACUGGUUGGGCUUGUAACAACAGUUGCACGCAUGGAUGUCAACAAGGCAGAGCUUUAUGAAAAGCAACUCAAGGCCCUACCUGGUUUAAAGGGAAUUGAUGUGGACAGUUUGGAGCGUACAUCUGGAGUGAAACAAGUUGAGGCCCCUCGCGUUGGAGUCUCUGAAACAUAUGAGGAAGGAAAGAACAAGACAAAAACUAAGAAAAAGAGAAAAAGAAAGCCAAGGUAUCCUAAAGGGUUCGACCCUGCAAAUCCAGGUCCUCCCCCAGAUCCAGAAAGGUGGCUUCCCAAACGGGAAAGAUCAACAUAUAGGCCCAAGAGGAAGGACAAAAGAGCUGCUCAAGUGAGAGGAUCUCAAGGUGCUGUAGUUAGAGAUAAACAUGAUACUGGUGCCUCAUCCAACACUUCACAUUCAAAAUCAAACCAGGGAACUUCCAAAGGAGCUGGGCAGAAUGCAGUUUCCGAGCAAACCAAGCCUUCUUCCAAGUCCUCCAGAAAGAAAUCUAGGAAUUGAAUGAGAUGAGGGUUCAUACAGUUUUUUUCAACUUUUUUAGCUCACAGUUUGUUCAUGCUGUUUAAUGACUGAGAUGAGGUUCAUACAUUGGAAUCCACUGCGUGGGUUCAAAUUCAUAAGUUUUGAUUCAACCAAUGAGUACAGUUAGACGCAAUCAUCAAUGUGCAAGUUUGUUUAUUUUCUU
Messenger RNA from Vigna unguiculata (cowpea), 2243 nucleotides. RefSeq lists its product as uncharacterized. NCBI's taxonomy places the organism in Eukaryota, Viridiplantae, Streptophyta, Magnoliopsida, Fabales, Fabaceae. Gene Ontology annotation, cellular component: signal recognition particle, endoplasmic reticulum targeting. Gene Ontology annotation, biological process: SRP-dependent cotranslational protein targeting to membrane. The record is from RefSeq and is a predicted model, not a curated record. Gene Ontology annotation, molecular function: protein binding; ribosome binding; 7S RNA binding.